CGCCUGCGCCGCGGGUCGCGUCGUCGCGUUCGCGCGCGUCACUCGUAGCGACAAGAAGAUGCUGGACGAUGUAUCCCGCCGCACCGGAUUUUCCUUACGUCCUGUCAGAACGUGAGGAAAUCAACUCGAUCCUGUACAAACCGAUCAAUUCGACGCAGCGAAUAAAGUACACAUGCUUCCACGCCUCGCCAAGUUACAUUAUACUGGGCUCGACCAGCGGCAGCGUCUACCUGUUCUCCAGAGAGCCAUGUUCGUUCCUGCAAAUAAUACCCCUAUCGGAGGGUGUGGUCUCGCGUGUGGCGAUAUCACCUGACGAGAAGACCGUAGCCCUGGCGACGACCCGCGGCACCGUCUGCCUGGUCUCCCUGAAAUCCACCCCGCAACUGAUAUCAGUGUCGACGGAGCACAUGUAUAAACAAAUCACUUGCGUCUGCUGGAACGACAACAGUACCGAGAUAUACGUGGGAGAUGCGGUCGGCCGGGUCUCCAUCAUGGUGCUGUCCAUAUUCACGGUCAACGGGAUGUUUCAAACUCCGGCGUGCACGCUGAUGAAUCUGGACUCCGGCAUCGUGCAGCUAAGCUUCCUCUCGCCUCUGCUGCUGGUCUCCACGUUGGCGCGUUGUUACGUAUGCGACACAGUGCUGGAGCAGUACAAGCAGAUAGGCAAUAAACCGCGGAACGGCGAGUUCGGCGCGUGCUUCUACACGCGCGAGAACGCCGCUCUGAGCGCGCAGGGGGCGGAGAGGAACAUCAACGACGCCCGGGGCGCGUUCAACCUCAUCUCCGACAACGACAGCAAUAUCCUCGGCGAGAAUCACUCAAAGAUAUUUUGCGCCCGGCCCGGCUCGAGACUGUGGGAGGUGUCGGCCGACGGGGUAGUCGUCAAGACGCAUCAGUUCAAGGAGGCACUGGCGAUUCCUCCGGUAGCGAUAUUUCGUUGGGACAGUACUUUAGAAUCUAGUCAGAGAGAGGAGACGGAGUGGCCGCCGCAGUCCGUCAAUUUCUCGCACCUGCUCGUACUCGCGCGCAGGUAUUUAUUUUCCUACACGACCAGCGGCCUGUACGUUAUCGAUCCGGCGAGCGCGAGCAUGCUGUUGUGGAGCAACGUGUACACCAACAUCAGCAUGACGGCGGUCGUGGACGAUCGGAUCUACUUGAUGACCUGUGAUAGCGAGUUUCGCUGUAUAGCGUUAACGUCACUCGACAGCCUGAUACUGCGGCUGUACUGCCGCGAGCAAUAUCGCGAGUGUCUGAACGCGUGUCUUGUAUAUAAGUCGCAACUGUUGAAGACCAUCGGCACUAAGGAGAUCGUCGAGCUCCUCGAGGUGGAGGACCCGCCGCGGGACGAGAAAGCGUUGCUACGACCAUUAAUAACGCUGCUGCAGGCCGGCGGUAAUAAUAGACCGGCCAAAUUGGACUCCGGGAUCGUGGUCGUGCACCCCGAGCACGGCAGGUACGCGAAUAAGAAGACCUACGGCUGCGAGAUGACGUCCUCGUCGCAGUCCCCCGAAGUGUCCAGCGACGAUUCAUCCGAGAUGCAAGUGGGAUCUGGGAAAGAGCGGGAGGCGGAGCCCGCGCGGGGAAACGCGCUCGGCACGGCCUCGGAGGACACGCUCGAUUCGGAUUACGACGGGGAGGUGUUGGACACCAGAGAUGACGCUAAUCGGAAGCCGGACUUUCAGGAGAACAUCACGGACAGGGUGCAGUCCGAUUUACGCUCGAUCUACGAUCUAGCGAACAACAUCAGACCCGGUAUGUCGGAGAGAGAAGUCGAGGAAGUUAUCUUGGAGACGGACAAGAGGAUGAGAACGGUCAAGGAUUCCUACCGUGACUCGCCCGGCCUUCAGAGCUUCAUCUACGAGGUCACUCGCGCCGCGGAGCUGCAUUACUACAACGUGUUCCUGGAGAACGCAUUCGCGCAGUCGAUCGACUCCGUUGUCAACGAUUACAUCGUGCGGCAUCUCGCGAGAGCCUUCGUCGAGAUCAACGCGCCGACUUACGCCAGGUGCGGCUGCGGUUACCCCUACCCGAUGGACAAGACCGUGGAGCCCAAGUUCCUGGCGGUCGGCGAGUCCCUGAUCAAGAGAUACGUGGACGACCUGCCGAGCGAGUGUAGCAAUAUUUGCGACAAGGUACCUUACAUGUGGCGCGUGUACCUGCCCAUCCGCAUCGAGCGACGUAGCGCACUGGACGACCUGCUGAGACAGUGCCUUCAGACCAGAGACAACGUCGUGUUGUCGUUUCUUCUGCCGGCGUUAAGCGAGCAACAGUGGAGCUGCGUGGCCAUGUGCCUGAGCGAGAUCGGGGACGGCACUUGCCUGUUCUGCGCGAUGCCUUUGGCGAGGAAGCCCGAUUAUGACGUGCUGAUAGAUUGGAGCGGGAUCGCCAGAGAGAUCAUGAGGAAAGAGGGACCAGACGAGGCCACGGCGUUUUUGAUCAAGCUUGAGAGCAUGAUGCCGGACAUUAACUUGGACAGAAGUAUAUUCCAAUCGAUCGUAUUUACAAAACUACUACAUCGUCGAGGCGUGAAGAAGUCGAUCGAUUUCAGUAAAACUAAUCAAUUAUCAUCGGAAUUUGGUACAAUUUGCUCAUCACAGAUACGCGAUCAACUGGCGAAGGCUCUCGAAAAAGAUUUGAGGCGACCGAUAGAUAAAAAUGUGUUCGGGACAGGUGCUCAUCAUUGGGGUAUGCGUCAUCGGAUUAAGUCACUGACGUGCCCGGGCUGCACGUUGUCUUUACAGACGCCAAUUUUGCUAGGUGACAGUGGAAUCGCGAUCUUCCGUUGCGGGCACGCCUAUCAUGUAAAUUGUAUGAUAGAGAGAAAGCUCACUAGAUGCAAUCUUCAUUAGUAAAUAUUGUAAAUAAGAGAUAAGUAAAACAAGUUGCACGUACAUCUCUUAAAAUAAAGCUCUCUUCAGACGUA
Molecule: messenger RNA, 2923 nt
Organism: Vollenhovia emeryi
Lineage: Eukaryota; Metazoa; Arthropoda; Insecta; Hymenoptera; Formicidae
Gene: pink
Exons: 6
Coding region: 69-2849 (926 amino acids)
Biological process (GO): developmental pigmentation
Cellular component (GO): cytoplasm
Molecular function (GO): protein binding
Source: RefSeq, a predicted model, not a curated record